AAAGCAACUCAAAAGCAGGUAAAAUUUUAUCACUUGAGUAGUAUCCACGUUUACUAACAGCCUAAAUCAACGAAAUACAACAAAACUUUGUAGUUUAACGUCUGGUGCUGCAAAAAUGCAAGCUGCAAGACUAUUCCGUCAAAUCGGGGCGAAAAUCCCUCGCCGGUCUUACGCAUCGAAGGAUAUUUUCCCCCCGACAACAAUGAACGACUUACCAACCCCCAAAGGUGACUGGAAGACAAACUAUGACCAACAACAACGAAAACACAACAGAGAUCUGAUCCUUGGAGUGGUCACACUUGGGGCAACCCUCGUCUACGGCUACGUGAACGGAUACUACGAGUUUUACAACAAUAUCCCAGACCUCCCGGACACCCCCCCGAAUUACCGAGUUGAGAAUUAAACGUAAUUCUGUGUAAUUAUAGUAAUAAAGUAUUACCUGGUA
This is a messenger RNA of Tribolium madens (black flour beetle), 445 nucleotides long. RefSeq lists its product as uncharacterized. NCBI's taxonomy places the organism in Eukaryota, Metazoa, Arthropoda, Insecta, Coleoptera, Tenebrionidae. The transcript is spliced from 2 exons. Bases 116 to 403 code for a protein of 95 amino acids. The record is from RefSeq and is a predicted model, not a curated record.